Molecule: messenger RNA, 2055 nt
Organism: Dromaius novaehollandiae (emu)
Lineage: Eukaryota; Metazoa; Chordata; Aves; Casuariiformes; Dromaiidae
Exons: 4
Source: RefSeq, a predicted model, not a curated record
AUGAGUUUGUAGUGGGGGAACGUGGCCCGGCGGCGGCUGCAGUGCCACUAGAACGCGCACAGCUUCCGCAACGAUAAGUAUGACACCAGCGCCCAGCGGAAGAAAAUAAAUGCCAAGCUUCAUGAUGGAGUAUGUCAGCAUUGUAAAGGUAUCUUGGAGCGGCGGGUAAAAUUCAGCAAGUAUAAACUACUAUCAAAACCCCCAAAAUGUGUCAAAUGCCUCCAGAAAGCUGUAAAAGAUCCUUACCAUAUUAUUUGCCAACCCUGCGCUUGUAAACUAGGAAUCUGUGCUAAAUGUGGAAAGGAAGAAGAAAUUGUAAUUCCGAUUGAUAAAGGACAAGACAGAACUGAGAGUGAGGCUACUGAAAAUGGCCAAGAGAGAAGUGGAUUGGAGGAUGAACUGGAUUUUGAAGCAAACUUCAGUAGUACAGACAAUGAUGAAGAUUCUGAUGUGCUUGAAGAAAGAUUUAAAAGCAUGAAUUUUGAAAGGACAGAAGUCUAAAAGUUCGAGUUUCUACUUAAGAGACUGAAUAAAAUAAAAUGUAGUAAGCUGAUGUUUGCCUUGAAUUUCUGUUCUGAAAGCCUGGUUUGACAUCUACGAUCCUUGCAUAUAAAAGUUGGCACUUUGUCUAUUGAUGCUUGUUAGGUUCUUUGGGGGAAGGGCAGGAGGGGCAUUAAUAAAUACACAUUCCUGUAUUAAAGCAGGAAUUCUUGUGGAAAGAUUCAGAACUUGAAUCUUUAAGCACAGAUGUUUUUUGCAUAUAUGUGACAACUUCCUGUUUCUCUAGAAUAAAGCCUCUUUGUGGAAUUGUUCUAAAUUCAGUAUUAUGUGACUGUUGUACAGCCACUUGGAAAGCUGUGUGGAAAAUCUGUAGGAUAUAUAAAGGGCCCUGUCAUAAAUGAAUGCCAUCACCAGUACAGUUCAUGAGCAAUUCAUGCUUACUUACCAUCUAUAAAUGUGGAUUUAAAAUUUGUGAUUGUUAUUACUACCAAUGUCUUGAAAAUGAAGAAAAAUUAAAAAAACUUUUCUAGAAUUUCUCAUAAUUGUUUUCACAUGUUCUUUUCCUUUGAAUGCAGAUCUAAUUUAGUUUUUCCUGAUAUGAAAGCACUUGCGUAUCAUGUAGAGAUGCUCAUAUGGAACUGCAUUUAUUUUUGUUGCUAUUUUAGAUACAGACAGAUGCAUUAUAGUGCAGGAUGUGUAGUUACUUCUCCCUGAUUUUCAAAUAUUUCUAAAGGUUAUUUCAAUGUAGAUUAAGAUCUAGAGAGAGCUCAACUAAAUUUGCAGUAACUAUCUCGCUGUAACUCAGAAUGCUUUGAUUUCUUUUAUAUAAUCUACUACUUCGGUAAAUAAAGCUGAAGAAGUACUUCCUAGUAAUUAAAUGAUUUAACUAAAAUAUUUUAUUUGGACUUAUCCUGUGAACAGAUGACAACAUAACAGCCACACAUCCUCGCUGGUGUUGUGCCUGGUCCGCAGCAACAGGCACAGCAAACACUAGAUUUCCAGACUGGCUUCUUCAGAUGAAUUGUAAGAGACUUGGACUGUGUGAUUUUGUAUUUCUUUCAAAUGAGGGAAAUGCCGAAAUUUUAGUUUCUUCUGGGUGGAGAUAGAACUUCUGCCACCCCAUGGCUGUUGUAGUUGACCUUAGCUAUAAAAAACCCCCUCAGUUAUCAAGAUAAGGAACACUAAGACGUUCAACAGUCAGUAGGACAGAAACUACUCUAAUUUAAAGGACAACUUAUCUAUCUAUUUAGCAUUUAAUGAGACUAAUAGCCAACAGCAACUGCAAAAUCCUUAUAAUCAGCUGUGGAACAAUGAGCUCAUACAGGCUUUUCUUAACUGCCUAGGUGAUUGUCACUACACAUCAGGCCUUAAGAACAGGCUUUUUCUUUUAUUAUUUUUUAUUUAUUCAAGUUCAUCUUUCAUUUUUAUAUAAUUUAAUGCUACAAUAAAACACCUCAUUUGCCUUUUCUAAGUCAUUUGUAAAAUUGUACCUUAAUAGCUAAAACAUGCUUUUGUAAUGAUCUCUAAGAACUAAUAAUUGCUCUGUUUCUCUUC